Penicillium argentinense is the source of this 2256-nucleotide messenger RNA. RefSeq lists its product as uncharacterized. The record is from RefSeq and is a predicted model, not a curated record. Gene Ontology annotation, biological process: DNA-templated transcription. The coding region runs from base 1 to 2256 and encodes 751 amino acids. The transcript is spliced from 4 exons. Gene Ontology annotation, molecular function: DNA binding; zinc ion binding. Lineage: Eukaryota; Fungi; Ascomycota; Eurotiomycetes; Eurotiales; Aspergillaceae.
AUGGAAAUGGACAUGAAUUUGGCAGGGAACCCGGAAAUGGGACUGUCAUUUGAUCCGUCCUUCUUUGAUUCUUCAAUACUCUCCACCAUAAAUUGGCUCCCGAAUGAGCUCUUCACACCUAGUGAUCAAAGACAGACCCCCAGCAUUGUGUCGCAGCAAUACUCUCAGACAGCAACGGCAGAUGGAUAUACAUCUCGCAUGGCUUGGCAGCCGCCGGUUAUCAGCACAAGGCAGAUGAGUCCUCCGCUCUACGAAAGUACCUCACAAACAUCGUCCGGACAUAUAUCUCUUGCAACAGAUAUGGGAAGCCCUCGGAAUCACUCGCAUGUUGCUAGCGAGCUCUCCCCUAAUGCCGAAUCGGUCGAUUCCGCGAAACGUUCCACUGAUUACUAUGUUGAUGGUGGUGGAGCCCGUCUCCCUAAGUAUCGCAAGAAGCAAGCACCUUGGUCUAGUUCGUUAGCCGAAGCAACCAGUAUCGAAAACUCAAAACCUCUCUUCGUCACACAACAGAGCUUCGGAUUUCCAGGAGUACAAGACAUUCUUAUGGAUAUAUCGGAUGUGUUGACGCCAAUUGAAGCAGCCACCUAUGACAAAAUACACGACAAUUUCCUUCUUCUCUGCUGCAAUAAUAAUCCCUUCUUCGAAAAUUUUGACUCCGAGAACUUUCCAGGCUUGGAUGAGUGCACUCGAUAUAUUGCUUGCUUUUUCGAUUCAUUCCAAACCGUUUACCCUAUGCUUCAUUUUCCUACCUUUAACCCAAACAAGUGCCACUGGCUUUUGACUUUGGCAGUCGUGGCGAUCGGUUGUCAUUUUUCAAAUUCUCGCGAAAUGGACCGAUGCGCCGUUGCAUUUCAUGAAAUGAUACGCCGAGCAUUUUGCGUUGAGAGGAAGAAAUUUAAGUCCAGCCAGUACUCCCUUGACUUGAUACAAGCAAUGCUACUCAAUUGUAUUGGACUUCUUCACAGUGGUAAUGAGGAGGACAAACUCACUGCUCUGAGCACAUUUAGCGAUCUGGUGGCAUUGCUAGAGCAAGAGCAACUUCUGAAAGCAACCCCGACACAAGCGACAAGUUUGAAUGGUAAAUCAGAUGGUUCUAUGUGGCGGAAGUGGAUCCAAAAUGAGAUCAAAAACCGAACUGGGUAUUGUAUCUGGCUUUUGGACAGUACUUUGGCGUACUACUUUGAAAUGCGGCCACAUUUGUCUCUGGAUGAUGGACAGGCCGCUUUACCUGUACAUGACAAGAUGUGGCAAGCAGAUUCUGCGGAGACUUGGAAGCAGCAAUGGCUAGACUCGACAGCGAAUGAGUCUCUCUUCGAUGCUGUGCAUAUCCUGUACAUCGAAAAGCGACUCAUCUCCGGAAUCGGCGAGUUUAGCCACAUCCUCCUCAUCCACGCCCUCUACCACCGAAUGUGGGAAGUUGGCGAUUACUUCCGUCGGCCGCUUUCUUUCUGGAACCCUACUGCCAAAAAGCAGUCUCGCGAGACCGCAAUCCCUACCGGUUCUGUAUGGCUUCCGGGGAUCCCUUCCUACUCAAAAUGGCGCAAUAGUGCAUGUGACUGUUUAGAUAUUUUGCAUUGGACGGCCAACAGCACCAUUGCCAAGGCAGCUGGACUUGAGCAUCCCACUGUCUUACAUCUUCAUGCCUCGCGCCUUGUGCUCCUGGCGCCGUUCCGUGAAAUUCGAUCUCUUGCGACAUCCCUUGCCACCGAGAAGCUACGGUGGAGUAAGAGACACCAAGUACUCGAAUGGCAAUACAUCUGGCGCUGGGUCAAACAUGACCAAUAUAAGGCUCGCCUGUCGAUUGUCCAUGCUGGUGUGACGCUCUGGCACGUUCGACGAUACUCAACAAAUGCAUUUCACGAGCCAGUCGCGGCUUUUCUUGCCGUGCUAACUCUAUGGGCAUAUGGUACUUGUCACACGAAUGGGUCUCAAGAAUCCAGCCCGCAUUCCCAAGCACCUCGAGCAGAACCAUUACAGGAACCGAGUUUUAUUCACCUAGACCGGCCGUGUGAUGAUGAAUUGGUGCAGCUAUUUGUUCGUGAAGGUCAUGUUAUGAGAGGAAAUGUCACUGGCGUUGGAGAUAUAUGUGCACCUGAAGGUCCAGAGCGAAUCUUGCGAGUUGGUUGCGAGACUCUCUCACGUCUUACAGCGUGGGGUCUGUCAAAGGAAUUCAUCAGGGUUUUGACGUGCUUGGCGGAUAUCAUGAUGCAACAUCGAGGCUCUGAGCACGGCACUGCAACUGUUGAAGGUCAUUGA